UCUUCGUUGGGCUGCUUGCUUGCUGCCCUUUCUGCGACUUGUCAUGGCGGAGAGAGUGGGUAUCGCAUUGGGCGGUGGCGCGGCCGCUUCAAAACCAGCAGGGUCGCGAGGUGCUCGGGGACACAGACUGAUGGUGCCUCCACCUGGGUACAAGUUCAUCCCUCGGACCGAGCAAGUUUGCCAAGAAAUGGGGUGCUUUGAAUGCUACGACAUUUAUUGUGAGCGGUGUGAAUCAAAGGACCGUCGCAUCAUUGAACUCGAAAUGCGGAACACCGAGCUGGUGAAACACAUCACCUUGCUUCAGGCACGCCUCUUCCCCCGCGAUGGUCAAGCUCCUGUCGCCGGCCGUCCUGCAGGUGGUGGAAGUGGUGCAGGCGGGGAGUCCUUUGCAUACGUGCAGAGUCCAGUCAUGUACGAUCCGGGCAUGGGCAUCCAGUACCAAGCCACAACUACAUUUAGUGCUGCUGGUGCUGCGUCAGGAAAACCAUAGGCCAUAGCUUGUGAGUGCAAGGAGGUCAGCUCAUUGGCCUGUUGGUGC
Molecule: messenger RNA, 538 nt
Organism: Cladocopium goreaui
Lineage: Eukaryota; Dinophyceae; Suessiales; Symbiodiniaceae
Source: the annotation of a GenBank genome assembly